CUUACAUUCCCUCUCUAGUUGUCCUUUUCUAGUUUUUGUUCCUCUCAAAUAGUACAUCAAAAAGCCUUGAACAUUCACACUUUCACAGGUUAUAGUGAGUGAUAAUGGCUGGGAGAGCUCCGAUCCCUACCAAAAGCUCUGCUCUUAUAGCUAUGAUUGCUGAUGAGGAUACUGUAACUGGUUUUUUGAUGGCUGGAGUUGGCAAUAUCGAUAUGCGGCGUAAUACAAAUUUCCUUAUCGUGGAUUCAAAAACGACCGUCAAAGCAAUUGAGAACGCGUUUAAAGAGUUCACAAACAGGGAGGAGAUUGCUAUUGUGCUGAUGAGUCAGUAUAUCGCGAAUAUGAUCAGGUUUCUGGUCGAUAGCUACAACAGACCAGUUCCUGCGAUCCUGGAAAUUCCGUCGAAGGAUCACCCAUAUGAUCCCACUCAUGACUCCGUCCUCUCUCGUGUGAGAUACUUGUUCAGUGCCGAAUCUGUUGCAUCUGAAAGACGCUAAAGAAACUCGAUGAAUAUGUGUAUCUUAUAGUUCUGUCAUCCAUAACAUGUGCGUGUGUUGUUCUUCUUCUGUUUAUCGUUGUGUUAAUAAAGUGCAUAUGCGAAUAAUGAGAGCUCUGUGAUGCUUCGGUAUAUGUAGUGUCCAUGUAUUUUUACUGGUUCAAUGCUGAUUGCAAGUUUCUUGCUGUAGAAUCUAUUUUUUGGGCAAAAUGUAUUGUAUGAAGAUUUGUGUUAAUUGUAAAUAUGCUCUGGGAAGCUGGCUAUUUA
This is a messenger RNA of Asparagus officinalis (garden asparagus), 763 nucleotides long. RefSeq names its product V-type proton ATPase subunit F-like. Gene Ontology annotation, biological process: proton transmembrane transport. The record is from RefSeq and is a predicted model, not a curated record. Gene Ontology annotation, molecular function: proton-transporting ATPase activity, rotational mechanism. Lineage: Eukaryota; Viridiplantae; Streptophyta; Magnoliopsida; Asparagales; Asparagaceae. Bases 105 to 497 code for a protein of 130 amino acids. Gene Ontology annotation, cellular component: proton-transporting V-type ATPase, V1 domain; membrane. The transcript has 5 exons.